Messenger RNA from Paralichthys olivaceus (Japanese flounder), 4596 nucleotides. Lineage: Eukaryota; Metazoa; Chordata; Actinopteri; Pleuronectiformes; Paralichthyidae. The record is from RefSeq and is a predicted model, not a curated record.
CUCAACUGCUACAUUGUGCGCCGUUACAUAGCAACCCCCAGUGGGGUGCUCCGGAUUUACCCGGGAUCACUGAUGGACAAAGCCUUCGACCCGACCCGCAGACAAUGGUACCAGCAUGCUGUGGCCAACCCUGGCCUCAUCACCUUCACGGGGCCGUACCUGGACGUGGGCGGGGCAGGAUACGUCGUGACAAUCAGCCACACCAUCCACGCGUCUAGCUCUCAGACGGCCCCUGGUUACGCGAUAGCCGUGAUGGGUAUAGACUUCACCCUGCGCUACUUCUACAAAGUCUUGCUCGACCUGCUGCCCAUCUGCAACCAGGACAAAGGCAACAAGAUCAGGUGCUUCAUAAUGGAGGACAGAGGGUACCUGGUUGCACACCCCACUCUCAUUGACCCCAAAGGUCAUGCCCCUGCAGAGCAACAGCACAUCACGCACAAGGAGCCGCUGGUUGCUAACGACAUCCUCAACCAUCCCAAUUUCGUGAAGAAGAAUCUGUGCAACAGCUUCAGCGACCGCACCGUGCAGCGCUUCUACAAGUUCAACACCAGCAUCGUGGGGGACCUCACCAACCUGGUCCAUGGUAGCCAUUGUUCUAAGUACCGUCUGACCCGGAUCCCCGGCACCAACGCCUUCGCCGGCAUCGUCAACGAGACAUGUGACUCCCUGGCGUUCUGCGCCUGCAGCACCGUGGACCGACUCUGCCUCAACUGCCACAGAAUGGAGCAGAAUGAGUGCGAGUGUCCAUGUGAGUGCCCUCUAGAGGUCAACGAGUGCACAGGCAACCUCACCAGUGCUGAGAACAGGAACCCCAGCUGUGAGGUGCACCAGGAGCCGGUCAGUCUGAAUGUGAUUGAUCCCACUCUGCAUGACACCCUGCCCCAGUGCAUCAACACCCGCUGCAGCCAGAGAUACACCAGCAGUGACUGUUUCGGCGUGUUGGACUGUGAGUGGUGCAUGGUGGACAGUGAUGGUAAGACUCACCUGGACAAACCCUACUGCGCCCUCCAGAAAGAGUGUUUCGGAGGCAUCGUCGGCGCCAAGAGUCCCUAUGCGGACGGCCUGGGGCUCCUGGAUGAAGAGGUGGCAUCUCUGAACAUGAUCAAGAGCGCCCCCGUGGGUCCGGUUGCUGGGGGCAUUAUGGGAUGUAUCAUGGUGUUGGUGCUGGCUGUGUAUGCUUACAGACACCAGAUCCACAGGCGCUCACACCAGCACAUGUCUCCACUGGCAGCACAGGAAAUGUCAGUGAGAAUGUCGAACCUGGAUAAUGAACGAGAUGAGAGGGACGAAGACAGCCACGAGGACAGAGGCAUCAUCAGUAACACGAGAUUCAUAGCUGCGGUGAUUGAGAGACACACGCACACUCCCGAGCGGAGACGACGGUACUGGGGACGAUCCGGGACAGAGAGCGACCAUGGUUACAGCACCAUGAGUCCGCAGGAGGACAGCGAGAAUCCACCCGGAAACAACGACCCGCUCUCGGCCGGCGUGGACGUGGGUAACCAUGAUGACGACAUGGACCUGGACACGCCGCCCCAAACGGCAGCGUUGCUCAGCCACAAGUUCCACCCCUACCGGCACACGCACACACACCACCACCCGCUGCACACGCACCACCUGCAGGCCGCGGUCACCGUGCACAGUGUGGACGCAGAGUGCUGAUCCUCGGCGUGGCAUUGCCCCGCCUGCCAGGGAUGGAUUUUAUUUUUCUUAUUAAUGACUAUUUUUAAAAAGAAACACUUGUGCUCGAUUACACGGUUGGGUACUGUCAGGAUGGACGGAGGGAGAGAGAUGCCACAGCUGGACUCGAACCCAUCGUGCCACUGAGCUGCGGAGACUUCCUCCUCAGCGCCAUAUGGGUAUUAGCCUCAUGGUGUCAUUGUGCCAACAUCUCAUCCCUUUCUCCACUGAUCCCAAACUAAAAUCUGGGAGGUGCACACGGUUUCUCAGACACUAACCAGACCUGGGCCAGUAGAAAACACAAAAUGGGAGUUUUUCUUUGUUUUCUAAAGAAAUGUGGGAUUCAGGACUCUGCAAUUGUGCAAAGGCUGCCUGAGCUGAUUCACUCCAACGAGGAGAGGACACAAGUUGAACCUUAAAUCCUCGAGAAAGGACAAACUUCUUCGUUUUCACCCAGAAGGCCGCAGCAAACACUAUUGGAUCAAUGGAUAAUCAAAUGAAACCCAGAGCCUGAUGUUGCCCCAGGGCUCCAUCCCAUAAUUACGGAUUAAACCACAGCUUUACUCUCUGUGGUUCUGAAGAUGUAGACACUCCCAAGUAUUUGCCUUUAUCCAAAGGAGAAGCUGCUGGUCUUUUAUUAAACGGUUUGGAAAGCUAUCUGAACAUUUUCAUGAAUGUCUGUGAACGUAACGUAGGCAAAACAUUCAGUGAUUCACACAAAUACAGAAGAAAAAUCACUUAAAAGAGGAAAAUGUUAUUUUUCUACUAUUUAUUAAAAGAGGUAGAUUUUCAGGACAGAUGAGCUAGAAGCUGCCGCUAACAACAAACGCGUCACUAGUCAGGAAGAGUGACAUGUUCUUCUUAUUGCCAGUGCAUCAUUUAAAGCUCAUUAUUUUCAAUUAUUUUUAAUAUUUCUCAUAUAACAGACCAUGUGACAACUGGAUUUUUAAGUUUUUGUUUUAUUUUUCAUAAGAGUGAGUGAUUUUGGUUCACAAGCAGCAGCUUUUCUACAUUUUCCUUCCUCUUUCUUUCCUCCUUCGUUCCAGAAGUAUCCUCUCCACUAAAUGAUCCUGUCCAGUGAAAAGUUUCUUCACAUUUCUGGAUGGACUUAAGAUCUGAGUCAAAAUCAAUUCUGCUAAAAACAAAAUCGGCUUCGGAGCAUUAAGGGCACGUUGGCCGCGAGACGCAGAACAUUUUUCUCUCCGUGGUCACAGUUUUGAAUCAGUGACAUGUUUCUGCGUUCUCGUAAGGUAAGAUCCGCUGUGCCGGACGCAUCCUCGUUCUGGAGACGUCAUCAGGAGGCAGAACUUCUGUGCUCGCUGGACUUCUCAAAGCCUCCUGGAGGUGUAAGCUAACAACGGCAGAACAUUCCAGGCUUUAGUUACUGCUGGGGAUUUAGUGUGAGGAUAAUUGGGGACGAUGGCAGAGGUCCUGAGAGAUGCACAGAGAUCGAGUGCUGUCCCCUCGAAUCACCUGGGUAGAAAAACCAGCGCAGAAUGCUGUCUCUCUUUACCUUAUUUGUGUGCUGGAUUUUGUGUAAAUCAAGUAAAAUUUCUAUGGAUGAGAUGGAGUCUCCUUCUUGUUAAAGAGAAGAACGACGGAGAGAUGCUGCUGUUGUUGUUCAGAGGUUACACCCAUCUAUCGAAUCCUCUGUGGUUAACCACUCAAAAUGUCUUUUCUACACCUCUCUGGUUUUACUGGUGUGUGUUUGUAUGUGUGUGUGCGUGCCUGUAUGUGUGUGUGCGUGCCUGUGGAAAGAAUGUCUACCCGUCUGGGACGUUUUCAUGCAUAAUUGUAUUUUUCUCAUGAUAGUAAUAGAGAAUUAUAGGUGAAAUUAUUAUAAUUGAGAAAAUCCACUUACUUUUAUUCUGAUGAAGAGUCACCUGACCCGAUGUGUGCUUCAUGGCCGGCGUGGCAUCUGUUUACUUGUGCCAAAAUGUCUAUUGUUCUUCAGAGGUUCAUUAUGAAGUGUAAAUACAGAAUCACAAAUAGCUAUUAAUGUCUUGUACACUCCAUUUUUUAUGUUGGUGAGACAUAAUGUAAGCUUCAAAAGAUGCUCAGAUAUUCGGGUUGAUAUUUUUUUGAAUUGUCUGUUCAUGGUGUCUCACUAUAUUUUUGAUGCCUUGGAUGUUUUUAUUUUAUUUUUAGAUUUAUUUUUUCUUUAGGUCCAUAUUGGAUGGAAGUCAGUACUUGGAAAAAUUAAUACACACUUUUAUGUUUGAGAGACGUCUAGUUUAAAAAAAAGAUUUAUUGCGUGUCAUGAAAAUGUUAAAGAAAGCUAAUUUAGAGUCAUGAAAUAACGGUACAUCUUUUCGCAGAGUAAAGGCCGGAACAGACCGCGUGGUGGAUUCAGGGUCUGUGUUUCUGUUGCUACUUCAAACUAUUUUACCGAUGUUAUAGCUCGAGCAUCAGUUCGGUUGAAUAUUUACACUCAGCUACGGCUCCUUAAACGUGCAGCUAAGAAAAACUGCUUUACAAUUUGACACCACUAAUAGAGCAGAGAUUAAAACACACCUUAUGGUAUUGCCUUCAAAAUCUUUGAUGUACUACUACUAUAUGUAGUGGGUCAAAUAUUCCACUAAUAAUUACAGAAAGGUUUGUCAGAGUUGUAGUCAAAGAUGUUCUGCGGUAUCUCGGUUCAGUUUGACGUUGACAUCUCGUCGCACAGCGAAGUAUACAUCAGAUGCAGUCUUGUGCGGAUCCUUUGAUGUGUGUGUAUGUUGGGGCAAUUUUAAUUUCUCCCAAAUGGUUUGAUUUUUUUUUUUUUCUGGAAAGCUUUUAAACAGUAUUUACCAGCCAUUUUAAACAAGUAUGUGUGUGUUUCUAUACAAGAACACUCUGAAUUGCAUAAAUUACUGUACUGAAGGAACAUAUGUACACCCCCCCCCCCCACACCCCCAUGUAUCAUAUAAAGUU